Molecule: messenger RNA, 2552 nt
Organism: Zerene cesonia (dogface butterfly)
Lineage: Eukaryota; Metazoa; Arthropoda; Insecta; Lepidoptera; Pieridae
Product: somatomedin-B and thrombospondin type-1 domain-containing protein-like
Exons: 6
Coding region: 217-1044 (275 amino acids)
Source: RefSeq, a predicted model, not a curated record
GAAGUGUUGGCAGAGCUUCGCCGUGCGUCGCGAAGGGCGCACGUGUAGACUGCUCGCUCCGGGCGUUACGGAAAAAGUUCAUUUACGAUUAGUGACUGUGACUUGUGCAAUUAUAGAUACGCUCCACAAUUAAAACAUAAUAUAAAAUAAAAUAAGUCAAUAAAUUUAAAUAAAGAAACCAAAAAGUUUGCACGCAACGAAUUUGACAUAAAAAAAAUGAUUCGUCAUUAUCUGUGGUUCGUUUGCGCGGUAAUUUUGACAAGUCGGUGUGGUGCCAAUUACUGCAGAGACUCCAACCUAUGUUGCCCAGGCCGGGAUAGCUCGUGCGUCGUACAGAAAGCCCAUCAAAAUGCAAUCAUUGAGGACUUGACUGACAAACCGUGUUAUUGCGAUCACGCCUGUUUGAAGUUAGGCGACUGCUGUCCAGAUUUCCGGGAAACUUGUGGAGUACUCGAUUGCGUAGUAUCCAGCUGGGGCGAGUGGUCAGAAUGCGACACCUCCUGCGGGUCUGGCAGCAUGGUCCGGAGCAGAACAGUGCUACAAGCUGCGGCGCAUGGUGGGAGACACUGCCCGUCAUUGGUUCAACGGAGAGCGUGCCAAGCGCACCAUGGGUGCACCGCUGAUAGUGACGUGCCUUUACGAGAGGAGACAGCGAUGAUUCUACCAGGAGUUUUAUCCCUCAGUCGCCAUUCAAACGACACUGUGGAUAUCAGAAAGAACUUACGACUGCGGAACCCAGAUGAUCCCGAAUCUAACGCGCACAGAGAGUAUUGCGUGCAAUUUGAAGUGGUGAAGGUCUCAAAGGCUUGUCACACUGACUCAGAUUACAAAGCUUUAAGAGAAGGUAACACAAUCUGCGUAAUGUGCGAGGCGGCGGCGCUGAAGCGCGACCUCAAGUGGCGCUGCAGCGGGCACGGCGUGUCCGGCCACGCGACCCGCUUCUACGCGCUCGUGGCGCCGCACUGCCACGGCAAGUGGGCGCGCGCGCAGACGCUCGACAAGCGGAGUGACUGCUGCGCGAAUCCGGACUUUAUCUUCGUGUAGAUGCGUUUUACGAUACUCUCAGCGAUAGUGCAGCGGCUGCUCGGAAUCCGACUUUAUGAGCGUGUAAAUAGGGCGCGUUUUACGGUACUGACAGCGAUAGUUGGAUGAAGCGGCUGUUCAAAUCCGGAAUUUAUUACCAUGUUAAUAAAGCCUAUUGUACAAUAACGUCAGCGAUAAGCGGAGCGGCGCUCGAAUCCCGACUUUAUCUCUAUGCAGAUAGAGCAUACUGUACUGUAAUUGUAUGUUAUAUUUGGUUGGAAUAAAAUGUUUGAUAUGAUUGUAUUUUAUUUGAUCGGUGCGAUAUAAAUGUAGCUGUCUAUUAGCGGAUUGUUAAUUUUUGCAGUGCAGGUUUCUGAUUCUUCUCUGGUAAUUUUUUAACACUUAGCACUACGCUAGAGAUAAUGUUGCAAGUACUGGAAAAAUACUAUAAAUAACGUCUCUAGUCUAGCACUAUGAAGUCAAAAAAUUAUGUAUGGACAUAAGUUUUCUCUUUUUUACUAAUGAUGUAAAAUCUUUAUCCUUUGACAUUAUUUAAGUCUAUUAUUUCCAUAUAUUACAAUUUAGCCGUUCUCAAAAUGAAGGUACUCCAGACGUACCAUUUUUAUAUAUGCAGGUAAGGAGUACGUUAAAUAUUUAAUUUUCACUAAGAACAGAAUCAACAUAUACAUUUGAUGCAUUUGUAUAAACUUCUAACAUACAGAUUAAUUGUUGUAUAAUCUAAUCUGAAUUAUAUCUUGAAUCUGACGUUAGUAAUUAUAUAUCAAUCUGUUAUAUAAUAUUCAUUGUGAAAUUAAUUACAUAAUCACGUGCAUUGCAUCAAUAUAAAGAGGUGGUUUUGUUAAUUAAUUAUAUAGAUUCAGCCCGCGGUUUCGCUUGCCCGAUAGUCGGAGGCAAAAGAUUUAUACCACCUUGUAAAAUUUCAAUCAAAUAAAGAACUGGAAUAUAUUUUUUUCAUUGUGGAAAAAAAUAUAUUCCAGUUCCAUAGAGGGGUACCACCAUACCUUAUGGAUCUACUUGCUCAUAAUGGACCUUCAUCGGUCACUGCAUUUUAGUUAUACGACAAACGUAACCUUAGUUUUUAAGAAAUACUCGCAAUAGGUAGUUAAUAGUUUUUAAUGAAUGAACUUAAUUUUGAAAUUAAUUUUGUUUGUGAAAUCGUCUUAUUUUUUUAUGCAGUAUAGCAGUAUGGAUACAGCUUAACUCUGCCCCAGACAUUAGACAUCAAGCGAUAUUUACUCCUUUCAAAAACAGUUUAUAAAUGUAGGGUGACUCUUAACGCUUAGCAAGUGUAUCGCAUUUCUUAUAUUUUGUAUUCUCGUGUCAUAUCCAUAGAUAUCUAAAUAUAAGGAGAUCGAGCAAGUCGCUAAGUUUCUAGAAAGUUCUAUUGUCACCAAAUCAACAAACGCACACAACGCUCUCAUACAUAAUAGCAUGAUACACUCACACAUCGUAAUUAUUCAAUGAUGUGCGACGUGAAAUGUCGAUAAAUAUCGAUAGUUUUAAAUUAC